Messenger RNA from Diaporthe batatas, 2112 nucleotides. RefSeq lists its product as uncharacterized. The coding region runs from base 51 to 2018 and encodes 655 amino acids. Gene Ontology annotation, molecular function: transmembrane transporter activity. Gene Ontology annotation, biological process: transmembrane transport. Lineage: Eukaryota; Fungi; Ascomycota; Sordariomycetes; Diaporthales; Diaporthaceae. The record is from RefSeq and is a predicted model, not a curated record. The transcript has 2 exons.
UCCACCGCAGACAGCGCCCUCCUUCAGCUCCACUUCACCACUGGAUCAGAAUGGGCCUCUUCCAACGCAGCAGCAAGCAGCAGCCCGAGGGCAAGCUUGAGGUGGCUGAUGAAUCUCUUCGACAAGAGACAGAAUGGAAGCCAACAACUCACCAACUAAUGAUCAUGGUCGCCUUGAGUGUCAUCAGUUUCAUGGUCUCGCUCGACGCGUGUAUCAUCGUCACAUCACUUAGUGCCAUCGUAGAAGACCUCGGAGGCACCGCCACUCAGAGUUUCUGGGUCGGCACAGCAUAUUUGCUAUCAACAGCAGUCGCUAUGCCAUUCCUGGCCUCGAUAUCCGACAUCUUCGGCCGACCAAUCCUCCUUGUCUUUUCCAUUUGCAUGUUUACAAUCGGCUCUAUCAUUUGCGCCGUUGCGCCUGGUAUUGCUACUUUGUUGGGUGGUCGCUCGGUUCAGGGUAUCGGCGGCGGCGGCAUCAUUGUCUUGAGUCUGGUCAUCUUUACGGACAUCGUCCCCCUCCGGCAACGACCAAAAUGGUACGGAACAGUCCAGGGAGCAUGGGCACUGGGCAAUUGUGUCGGACCCGUGCUGGGCGGAGCCAUCGCUGACAACACCACCUGGCGUUGGGUCUUCUACGUCAUGUUCCCUUUCUGCGCCUUUGGCCUCGUCUCUAUUCCCCUCCUUCUGACGUUGAAGCCAAAGGUUGAGACGAUGGGCCAGAAGCUGGCACGUGUCGACUGGGUCGGCUCAGCUAUCUUCAUGACCUCUGCGACCUUAUUCCUCAUUGCCAUUUCAUGGGGCGGCACGCAGUUUGAGUGGUCCAGCGCGGCCACUAUUGCUCCCUUGAUCAUCGGUACCAUCGGCCUCGCUGGUACCGCUGCCUGGGAGAAAUACAUGGCAAAAGAGCCUUUCCUCAGGCAUUCGCUGUUCUACAACGUCAGCGCAAUCUCCACCUACAUCUGCAGCGCCGUUCAAGGCCUGGUUCUCUUCGGCCAGCUCUAUUACAUCCCCUUCUAUUUCAUGUCGGUGCUGGAAUAUUCCCCCAUCCACACCGGACUGGCCCUCCUGCCCGUCAUGCUGACCCUGGUUCCGGGGUCCAUCAUCACCGGCGUUUUGAUUACGCGGUGGAAUGGCUAUCGCUGGCCCAUCUGGUCAGGCUGGGUUGUCACAACGAUCGCUUGUGGCCUGAGCACAAUGUGGGAUGCGGACACCUCCAUCGGCAUCUGGGUUGUGACACUGAUCCUUUUGGGUUUCGGCCACGGGGCGGUCCUGAACGCGCAAAACUUUGCCUCGCAAGCCAUCUGCAACGAUGGCGAGGAGGCCGCAGCCGCAGCCAUGUACGGCUUCCUGCGACACUUCGGCACCGCCCUCGGUGUAGGCAUCGGGGGCUCCGCUUUCCAAAAUAUCAUGGCACUCAAGUUGUCGUGGACCGACCUACCUGACGGGGCGGAGAUCGCCAAGAACGCCGAGGCGUUCAUCGUGCAGCUGCUCGAGAUGCCGGCGUCCCCGCAGAAGACCACAAUCGUUGAUGGCUACGUGUUUGGCUUCCAGGGCGUCUACAGGGUCUACCUCGGAAUCAGCGCGGUCGCCUUCCUCAUCAGCCUGACCAUCAAACACUACGAUAUGAACAAGGAGCUUGCCACGGACCACCAGCUGCAGGACAACAACCUUUCUCGCAUCGUGGACAAGAGGCUGUCAUCGUACCGCAACUCGCGGAACCCUACCACCCUGGGCGGGCUCAAGCUCGAUUCCGUCCUGGAGAACGUUCAGGAGAGUCCACAGGAGACGCUCAACGGGUCCAGGAGACCGAGCGAUGCCGAGACAAAAGUCGGCAGCGGGGCUGUGACGCCACGCCUCCCGGACGGCAAGGAGGAUCUGCACGGGCUGCCACAGAUGCCUGAACCCGUAGCUACUGAGCUGAAUAGGGUGGCUACUAAUAGCGAGGCUCCGACUGCUCAGGCUGCAAAGUCUGACGUGAAGCCUGAACACACGAAUCCCAGGGAUGCUUCUGCUACAUAAUGAGUCAUACGAAUGGGAGUCUUUGUUUUGUUUUGGGGAGGUUGCUCCUGUCGUGCUCUUUUGCUCCAAGAUCUCUUUUUCUUGAGUGGGUUUG